AUGCGGCCAGCGCUUCUUCUGAUAUUUUUAGCCAAAUCUAUAUUUUCCGAAGGAGUAUAUGAGCUACGAAUCUAUGACGGAGCUGAUCGUGGAACUCGUCUUACAAUGGGGGUGGAGCUGCAACGACGUUUUGAGACGAUGAAAAAUUGUUUCGGACAGCUAGAGACGGAGAUCGAAUGGAUCGAGUACCAGUCCUCCCGAAAUGCUUUUUACACUUCCGCAGAACUGCCAUCAGUGAAACCAAACGGUGACCUUACAGGAACGCUCCACUUACUAUGCACGGGUAAUCGUAUGCAUUCGCUGAACUUCCGCGUUCAUAUCACUCAUCGGAACCAUCAUCCGCCAACGUUUGCCAAACCUGACUACCGUUUCUACGCACCUGUAACGCUACCGGUCGGGGCUCAAGUCGGCAAAAUGGAGGUCUACGACAACGACCCGGUCAUCUAUAACUCAGAACGGAGUCUGAGCUUCACUCAAGAGCAACAACUGUUAACCGUGCACGCCGAUGGAACUCUCGUACUCAAAGAAGAACUUUCCUCACAAAUGGCAUUUAAACCUAUUAGGAUGCAGGUUCUCGCCAUAGAUUACGGUAGUCCGCAGCUGUUCACCAUCGCUAAUCUCACUAUUGUUCCGGUGACUGUAUCGCAGGUCGAGAACCUUCGAGUAAAUGUUGCAACCGAAGAUUAUCAAAUAUUCGAAUGGGACUCACCGUCUUAUGGUCAUCCAGAGAAAUACCGUCUUAUUAUUGCAAAGGGUGAAAGCAUGCACUACGAAGAGGAAUUGGAUGGCCGACGAACCGUGGCGCUGACUAAGGUAGCUAUAUCCCCUUCGGGAAAUUUCACUUACAAAGUUUCUGCUGUCGAUGCGAACGGAGAAACACCUAGUGAAUGGCAACGGUUCACUGUUUUCCAAAAUGACCUAACAUGCGAAGGUGAGUGUUCUUCUGGUGGCGUUCCCUUGUGCUACUAUGGCGCAUUCAACCACCUUGAACAGUUUGUCGACUCAAGAGGGGCGCAUUGUCAAUGUUUCCAUGGAUUUGUGGGUGUCGGAUGUGAUAAAACAGACAACUGUCAAACGGAGAAAACUGUGGAUUCGUAUGGAGGUUUGGAUUGGAGAGAAGCGUCGGCUAACGCCACUGUGCAAGUCCCAUGUCCAUACAACACCGAAAACGAUAAACAAAAAGUGGAAAGAUCAUGCGAAUGGAAUAAGAGUUUGGGACGUGCUGUUUGGGCGCGACAGAAGGAGUUGGAGAAAUGCAAACCACAGGCUUCCGUUCUGACUCAUCUUGGGAUGCUGGGCACGUUUGCACUGAACGCAAACGGCGUAUCAACAAUCCAUACAGUUGCUAGAUUCAUCCGCGAUCUGCUCACGGUGCCCGCAUUUUCCGCUGAUCCUACAUCCACAGCUCAUUUCGAUCAGAAAAUUGCCGAACAAGCGGCUCUUGUUAUUGAUUCGGUGCUACGAAUUGAUUUUGACGCACUUCAAGGGAACACCACCCUCGCUAAGAACGAAAUGUGGUCGAUUUUGGCUGAAUUCUCCACUCGACUCCCUUCACCUUUCACCCUAGUUUCCCCUGAUCUCGGUCUUCACAUGAAAGCAAUGCAAUGGGUGAAAGGCAGCGAAAAUUUUGAAACCGUUCUCGGGACUAAAUGUAGAGUGAAGUUGCCGACGAUCGAUUCAGAUCACAUUGUAAGAAGUGUAUGUAUGGCGAACGGAUCUCUGUUCGAUAUAAUCAGCUCACAAAACCCUGUCCUUUCGUUGAAACUGGAUUCGAUGGAUCAUGUGUAUUUCUCGAAAAUGAUGAUCAUGUUGAAGCCGAAGGACUAUCUCUACAACUACACCUGUGUUCAUUACGACACCUCAGAAGGAGGUUGGUCCACUAGAGGAAUCCGUAGGAUCGAUCCGAAUUAUCAUGGAUAUGUGCGAUGUGAGACUAAUCACAUGGGGAUUUUCUCGCUAUUGCCUGAUAGCUACUUCAUAUCGGAAGACGAUGCUAUGAGAGAUUUGGGCGUACUGUUACCUACAGUGACAACAUUCAUCUCAAUGAUCUGUUCAAUAUUUCUACUUUUUAUGGCUGCUGUGCAAAAGAACCAAACGGUGGAUUUUGCUCUACUCGUCUAUCUGUUCUUCGUUUUUAUGAUCCAUGUUGUUCACCUCGUAAUGUUAAUUGCUCCUCAGGUGGGAGAUCCGUUUGCUCUGUCACCAGCACUCCAUCUCAUUCUCCAGUUCUCGAUCAUAUCCGUCAGUGCAACGUUGUACCUCGUGUUGUCCUCAAUCCGAACUGUUCUUAUGACUCAUGAAAGAGUUAAAGAAGUGGAUGAGCAGUGCUGCUCAAGACCAUGUUCAGUUAUUGGCCUAGGCAUCUUUCUUCCCGCAGUGCUAACGUUCACCACCUACUAUUUCGCCAACGACUAUGACAGUAGUCUAUCGAGGGUGUUCGAACGCGUUGACUGGCUAUUCCUCGCUAAUUACCUAUCCCCAACUGUAUUGUUUUGCGCCAUGACGAUAUCGUAUGCGAUGUGGAACAUUUAUUUGGGUGGUAUGUGGAGAACUCGUCAUCGUGGAUCUUCUGAGCGUUUUCUAUCGUUAGCACCUGCUGUUCAAGCGUCUCUAGUUUCAAUAGUAAUGCUUGGAUUCCUAGCUUCUUUCACGAUUUUGUUCCUAUUUCGUGAAGAAUCCUCUCUAGCGGCCAUACUUUUCUCUUUGGCGCAGAUACUGUAUUCGUGUUGUGCAUUUCUCUUUGCCGGAUACCUCUUUAGGAUGCGUUACCUUUUUGAGAGAGAAGAGGACGGUUCCACGCAAUCGCUGGAACGUAAACGUGACAUCUCUCGAGCGCUUCUCGAUCAUGUGGACGUAGCAGCGAAAACGAGUGACUGCGACAACGGUUCGCUGAAAUCCGACUCAGGUGCAUACCUUCGUAUGCCACAGAAUCUCUACGAUCGUGCACCAAUGGUUAGCAUCGUAUGA
Necator americanus (New World hookworm) is the source of this 2967-nucleotide messenger RNA. RefSeq lists its product as uncharacterized. The transcript has 25 exons. The record is from RefSeq and is a predicted model, not a curated record. Bases 1 to 2967 code for a protein of 988 amino acids. Lineage: Eukaryota; Metazoa; Nematoda; Chromadorea; Rhabditida; Ancylostomatidae. Gene Ontology annotation, cellular component: membrane. Gene Ontology annotation, molecular function: G protein-coupled receptor activity; calcium ion binding.